AUGUUUAUGCGCAAGGUCAGUGUUGUUGCAAGUCGAUUGCCUAUAAUUUAUUUACCAUUUCCCAUGCAGCCAAGUCGUUCAACACAUCGAACACGCUGGCGGACUCGUCGAUUUUGGCGAUUGUUUCAUCGACAGAAGCCGGCAAGCAUCGAUAUUACCUACACUUACGAAAAUCUACUACGUUUUCCGCGACUGCCGAUUACUGUCCCACCACUUGUUCCGACGUUAAUGUCUUAUCGAUGGAACGAUGAAGAUGACUGUGAACCUGUGCCUAAGAAACCUCCACGUGAUGCACAUUAUCAACAGCAUUUCCGUCGACGUUUACCAAAGCGUUAUAGUGAUAUCGUUGGACCGACGACGACGAAAGUGAACCCUCCACGAAGAGAAUUCACAUUUAAAGAGAAAGAAUCGACGGAUGCUGCUGCUGCUGUACUUUCUCCACGUAAUCAUCGACAGUUGUCCAGUAAGCCAAAUAAAACCGAAGAUAUUUAUACUGUUAAUGCGCCGAAUAAAAAGACAAACGAAACUGUUUCAUCGGUUCCGCGGACGGAAAAAUACGAACGAUCGAAUCCAGCCCGUCGGUAUAAUAGUAAAAACAAGCGUUUAGCCAGCACAAAUGCAGUCGAUCUUCUAGCACAUCGCAUGCAAGCAGCAAUGAGUGCAGAACUGAUGCAUUCACUUGAUCGAAAUUUUGUUUUUGGCGACAAGAAACAAACCGCUAGUUAUCUUCAUAUGAACCGCUCCUAUUCUUUCAAUAUUUCGACACCGCCACCAAGUGCGUGGUGGCAAAAAUCUAUUCAUAUGGACCAUCAUUACUAUAUGAUUCCACGCGUGAAAACAUAUCUUGACGAUGAACAAAAAUCCAUUGAAACGAUCCAAUCCCUCGAUGAACCUACACCCGACUACGAAGAAGAAAUUGUCAUUCAGGAAAAUCAAAAUGAUCAAACUGACGAAGAACCUGCUGCAGAUUACGAAGAUUCAACAGUGACACCAGCGUCCGACCACACGGAAUCGCCCGUUGGUCAGUCAGCAGCGUAUGAUCUGGGUGUGUCAUCAUCGUUUGUUCUUCCACAAAACUCCCUCACUCCAAGCAGCGAGGCGUGUACGCAAGACGAAUCAUCAGUACCACCAACUCCUCCUCCACUUCCAAGUGCAAUAUUCGAACAAAAGAAUAUCACAUUCCGUUGCCGUACCAUUGCAGAUACAAUCAGUGCCGAUCAUAAAUUGAUAUUAAAAGAUGAAACGGAGAUCCGGAUAAAAGCUAAAGAAGAAAAACAAACAGUUUCUAAAUUACAGACACCCCCUGUAAAAAAAUCACCUCCGAUUUCUCUUGUUACAUCGAAACCAUGUUAUUUACAUCUUUCCAAAGAAAUCCUACAAAAGACAACAUUACGUAAAGUUUCUCAACCCGUCUCCCGUUCGUAUUCAACCUAUGGGUCGAUGUCUCAUUUAAAUGAACAUGACACUGAGUCAACAACAUUACGCGGUCGUCACACUGUUACCAACGAUGAUCAAGCCAUCGAUGGUUUAUCAUCAUCAGCCACAACAUCGAUUGUGAUUGAAAAUGAAUAUGAACAUCGAACUUCGUCAAAAAUCUACAAUGACUAUAAACGACGCGCAUCUUCUAUAAAUAUUUCAACAACGAAAAGUUUCAAUGGCACUUACAAUCACGCCUCUCACAUUCACCCAAUUCAUACCCAUAUCGGUUUACGUUCGUCGACUUCAUCAUCAUCUACCAUUGAUAAAACAUCUGAUCUGAAUCUCUCGAAUAAGCAAAUGGAUGUCGGUAUCAUUAAUCAAUUGAAUGAACAUCUAUCCGUUCGUUUUCGUAAGCAACAACAAGAAAUAUGUUCACGAAAAAGUACACAUACAAUUCUCGAAGAUUCAACGAAUCAAUUGAUCGAUAAUGCUACCAACGAUACUCAAAAUCACUAUGAUGAACCUCAUCUCACAGAAGUUACACAGAUAACACCCAUUCGCUGUUCAGGAACAUCAACAACGUCAAUUCCACCACCACCACCACCAUUGCCUGUGGGUGGCUUCCGAUCAGUUGUCUCACAAUCGAACCGUCCAUUCAGUUCUCAAAGAACAUCAAUCACGACGUUAGCACGCGAACCCAACGGAUUGGAACUCGGAUGCAACACGGGAACAUCAACAACAUCAAGCAAAUUAUCGGAUACACAAAUUCUUCAGGAACUCCGUACCAAUCCACUGUUCACGAAAGCAAAACAAUAUCUUGAAAUCGAACCAGGCUCCAACGGUCGUCGAUCUGGACGUCGUUUGAAUGAAUCAGCCCCGUAUUUACGAUUGGAAACAUGCUCGAAGGGAGUUUCAUCCGACCCUCAGGACGAUGAUUCUGGUCGAAAAUCCUUUCUCAUGUGCUCUGCUGAUGUCAAUUUUACGAUCGAAGCUCCAUCGAAAUCAAAUAAUUGCACAAAAAAUGAAAUAAAACGCAUUAAUUCCCGGACAUUCACUAAAUCCUUCUUACAAACUCAAUGUCGACAAUCAGAACUCGAAGUUAUUUUCCAAAAACGUGCUCAGCGAAGUGAACAAAAUCUAACUUAA
Adineta ricciae is the source of this 2565-nucleotide messenger RNA. NCBI's taxonomy places the organism in Eukaryota, Metazoa, Rotifera, Eurotatoria, Adinetida, Adinetidae. The record is from the annotation of a GenBank genome assembly.